UUUGCUAACUGUUGACCAGAGACCACGCCGAAUUGCACACGCAGCCAUCUUCCCCCUGGUUGCUCAAUGCCUGCACACGCAGCAGGAUCAUGAACACUGUAACACGACGAAGGAUGGCGUCAUCGUUUGUUGUUGGUGAAAACUUCAAAAAGAGAGUAAAGGAGUUAUUGGAUAAUGACUCUUCAGUUCCCACUGACUUACAAGAUGACUUUGACCCCAUCUUUCAGGAAGACACAGAGUCUGUAAUCAGUUUUAAAACAGUGAGAAAACUACACACUUUCCUUCAAGAUAAGGGGCAUCCAGUCUAUCUUCAUGACCUGCUGGAGGGUAGCAUUUUACACUUACCCGAGUACGUCAAGCCACCACGGAAUCCAGUGUUGGUUGCUCGUCUGGAGAAGAUCAAAGCAAGGCUGGCAAAUGAGGAGUACAACCGGAUGACGCGAAAUGUGAACACACAAGAGAUCAGUCGUCAUGGAACAUUAACUGACUUUGGGAGAGAAGUGCGGUCAGCCAAAGCAGCAGUCCUGACGGUUUUCAACUUCCUGGUUACGGUGGGUGCUGCCUUUGCCUGUGCUUACCUGGGGAGCCAGUACAUCUUCACAGACACCGCAGCUCGCGUGCUUAGUGCAGUGAUCGUCGCAUCUGUUGUGGGUCUUGCGGAGCUUUAUGUUCUUGUCCGGACGAUGGAAGGAGAGCUGGGAGAGCCGUGAUGUCAACUGUCCUCUCAGCGCUGGUAACCAUGCCGAUCGAAGCAUUCCAAUUGGAUUUUUGUGUCUGUCUUUGGAGGCUUGAAGACUUCAGAUUUUUUUAAACUGCAUAUUGUGGUUGUUGCAGACAAAAAAGGAUGAACUGAAAAAUUACAUCUACUGUAGCAACGAGAGGAUGACUCGGACCAGAUGAUAAAUCGAUCAUUGCUUAUUUAUUUUGUGUCUAAUAUUGUAUUUUCGUUUUCUGUACAUAUUGCCUUUGUCGUGCAUUUGACCUUAGCUGUCAAUUACACCAUUUUCCUUCAUUUGAUUUGGUUUACUGGCUGGAUCUUCCUUCCUUUUGUGCUCCUUUUUGAGAUACUGCAAUAUGAUUUAGUUUGACACAAUUAUUACAUCACACAAAUGUUUGCUCAGGUCCAGUAAAAAUAAACGCAAAUAUUUCUAAAA
Engraulis encrasicolus (European anchovy) is the source of this 1154-nucleotide messenger RNA. It is a transcript of the gene vma12, whose product is annotated as transmembrane protein 199. Lineage: Eukaryota; Metazoa; Chordata; Actinopteri; Clupeiformes; Engraulidae. Gene Ontology annotation, cellular component: endomembrane system. The record is from RefSeq and is a predicted model, not a curated record. The transcript has 7 exons. Gene Ontology annotation, biological process: vacuolar proton-transporting V-type ATPase complex assembly. Bases 90 to 710 code for a protein of 206 amino acids.